AUGGCUAUAUGUUUAGCAAUUAUCGACAAAGGUAGCACUCCAUUGUACGUAAAUGUUUGUGAAAAGGAACGAUCUCAAGAAUUUGAUAUUCAUAUGUUUCUAUACUGUUCGUUGGAUAUUGUCGAUGAGAAAAUUGAUGGUGCUAGUCGUUCUCCUGAGCUUUUUCUUGGCCCACUUAUAUCUGAUCAAAAAUACAAGUCAUUUGGUUAUAUUACAAAUACUAAACUGAAAAUGCUUGUGGUCUCUGAGAUUGGAAAUACAUCACUGAAAGAUCAAGAUGUGCGAGCUGUAAGUGAUUUAUAA
Messenger RNA from Dracunculus medinensis (Guinea worm), 303 nucleotides. NCBI's taxonomy places the organism in Eukaryota, Metazoa, Nematoda, Chromadorea, Rhabditida, Dracunculidae. The record is from the annotation of a GenBank genome assembly.